AUGUUGAGUCUAUUUGUAUGGGAGAUAGGUGGUGCAAGCAAUAAUAGCACCUAUGCAUUUUUUCGUGAUCUUCGCGGUAGCAGAGUGGCAGGAGCACGACGUAUAUUCGGCGGCGCUCCAGCACAACUGAGCGAGUUUCCCGCCGUUUGCGCUUUGCUGGACAGGUUCUGGUCAACGCGAUGUUCAGCUUCAGUACUAUCCUCGCACUGGGCGCUCACAGCCGCGCACUGUAUCUCUCCAUUCAUUACCUAUAUUAAAUACAACACUCGGCAUCCAAUCUACACUGAAGGGAACGUCGUAGCUAUUCAUUACUCAUACCAACAUCCUGAGUAUAGGGUUCUGCAAGAGGACAGUGGUCGUGGCAUGGACGUCACGCUGCUCCACCACGACGUGGGACUCGUUCGAACAAGGGACGAAAUAAAGCUCCACGCUUCAUUGCCGCCUGAUCCUUUGUUGAACUUUCGUCGCUACGAGCCGAUGAAUCUUUUUCAUAAAGAAGUUCAAGUAAUACCACUUUGCGAUAUUAUGAUCGAAAAACAUUAUACAAAAACGUGA
Messenger RNA from Parnassius apollo (apollo), 555 nucleotides. NCBI's taxonomy places the organism in Eukaryota, Metazoa, Arthropoda, Insecta, Lepidoptera, Papilionidae. The record is from the annotation of a GenBank genome assembly.